Molecule: messenger RNA, 3164 nt
Organism: Alexandromys fortis (reed vole)
Lineage: Eukaryota; Metazoa; Chordata; Mammalia; Rodentia; Cricetidae
Gene: Pjvk
Product: pejvakin
Exons: 7
Coding region: 759-1763 (334 amino acids)
Biological process (GO): sensory perception of sound; programmed cell death
Cellular component (GO): neuronal cell body; cytoplasm
Source: RefSeq, a predicted model, not a curated record
AAAAAAAGGAGGUAAAUCCAGCAGAACCCUAUCAGGUGAUGUGGUUUGAGCCAUCAGUUUCAAAGUAAGAGACUUCCAUAGUAGUUUUUAAUAUGUAAUGGAAUUUGUAACUGAAAGCCUUCAGAGUUCUAUAGAGAGCCGCUUACAAUCGUUCCUCUAUAUCCUGUGAGUUGAUAUGUGGUAUUAAACAUAUAGUUUUAUAAGCAUGCUAAAUCCCAGAGGAGAGAAAUGCUCAUGUAAUGAUCUGUAUCCUGAGAGGAUUCAAAAGUGCUUUUCUGUUGCCAAAAUGCUCCUGCUGGCCUUGUGAAGGAAUUCCCCUUGGAUCGUGUCCCCUGUAGAUGGUAUCCAGGCCUGACAUCUACAGGGGACAGGAUCCCUUUCCUGCAGGACUCAAAGCCUCCUUGCCAGCUGGUUCAUUACUGGUGGCAGAGCACUCCCAACUGUGGUCUCCUCAAGGACACUGGCAAUAUGUUUGAAUUCGUUUCUGUGUACUGUAGCUGUAGACGGCCGGUCCCACUUAGACUCGUUUUUUAGCGCAUCCUUUUACAGCGCUUUCUAUUAUUCAUGACCGGAGUUCAUGAAGGGAGGCAGGGUUGUGAACUGCACACCGGUAAAGGAUCUGGUGAGAGCAUGCUUUAGAGUUUCAGUCUGCGCAAUUGGAUUUAACAUCACACAAGGCGAAGUCUGGCGUCUGGUUUUCCUCUUCAAAAAUGGGUUCGUUGCUUGAGGGUCGUAGUCGAUGACGUCUUGAUAGUACUAUGUUUGCCGCUGCUACCAAGAGCUUUGUUAAGCAAGUUGGAGAUGGAGGGAGAUUAGUGCCUGUUCCGAGCCUCAGUGAAGCCGACAAGUACCAACCCCUGAGUCUGGUGGUGAAAAAGAAGCGGUGUUUUCUGUUUCCUAGACACAAAUUUACCUCGACGCCCUUCACACUUAAAGAUAUUCUCAUAGGAGACCGAGACAUCUCGGCCGGUAUUUCAUCUUAUCAGUUACUGAAUUAUGAAGAUGAGUCAGAUGUCUCCCUCUAUGGGAGGCGAAACAACCACAUCGUGAAUGACGUUGGGAUUAAUGUUACUGGAUCCGAUUCCAUCGCGGUCAAAGCUUCCUUUGGUGUAGUAACCAAACAUGAAGUGGAGGUGACAACGCUACUCAAGGAAAUUACCGCGCGAAAAAUUAACUUUGACCACAGUUUGAUCCGCCAAUCAAGGAGCAGCAGGAAAGCGGUGCUGUGCGUGGUCAUGGAGAGCAUCAGAACCACACGCCAGUGCUCCCUGUCUGUGCAUGCUGGCAUUCGAGGGGAAGCCAUGCGGUUUCAUUUUAUGGAUGAACAGAAUCCCAAAGGAAGGGAAAAGGCUAUUGUUUUCCCAGCACACACAACGAUAGCAUUCAGUGUUUUCGAACUCUUCAUUUACUUGGAUGGUGCCUUUGACCUCUGUGUCACAUCAGUGUCAAAAGGAGGGUUUGAAAGGGAAGAAACGACCACCUUCACCGUGCUCUACAGACUGAGGAACAUCCUCUUCGAAAGAAAUAGGAGAGUGAUGGACGCCAUCUCUCGCUCCCAGCUUUACCUGGACGAUCUCUUUGCCGACUACUAUGACAAACCCCUUAGCAUGACUGACAUUUCCCUCAAGGAGGGGACUCACAUCCGUGUGAACUUACUAAACCACAACAUUCCCAAAGGGCCCUGCAUACUCUGUGGAAUGGGGAACUUGAAGCGGGAGACGGUUUACGGUUGCUUCCAGUGCUCUGUGGAUGGGGUGAAAUAGAGCCUCACGUAGUCCAGGCUGUCCUUGAACUCCCUGUAUAGGCCAGGGUGAUGUUGGAUGCCUCAUUUCCCUGCCUGAAUCUCUGAGUGCUGAGUUACAGGUGUCUGCCACUACUUCCAGAUCCCAUGGUGCUGGGGUUGAACUCAGGUGGGUCUUCAAGCAUGCUAGGCAAGCACCGUUCACUGAGCCACCACACCUCCGGCUAAUGGAGCCUUAACUUUAAAAAACAAAUUCGGAAGUACUUUGUAUAGGCUGGGUGAAGUAGUAUAUGCCUGUAGUCCCAGUAUGCAGGAAGAUGAGGCAGAAGGAUUGAGUUUUGACAUCAGGCUAGGCUGCACAGUGAGUUCCAGGCAAGCUUGGGCUAUUACAGCAAGGCCCCAUCUCAUAAAAAAAAAAAAAAAAAAAAGCAAGAACAAACAAAAGCUCAACAAAUGCCUUGUAUGAUAAAUGAUGGGCAAGGAAGGUGUUCACAUACUUACUUAAUUUCUAUUUUGUGCACAUUGAGGGAAGUAAACUGGUAGGCGACUUAGUGACCGGAAAGUAUUAGGAAGGUAAGAGAAGGUAGUGGAGGGGUUAUAUUUUGUAUGCACAGGUGGCAUUUACUAAUGUAAUAGUUUCUGUAACUUCUACAUUUUAGAUAAAAUUUCUGCUAAAAUCUCAGCAUUCAGAAUGCUGAGGCAGGAGGAUACAGAGUCUGUGCCCAGCUUGGACUGCAUAGCAAAACCCUAUCUCACAAUGCAGAAAAAGAAAAAAAAAUGUUGUCAACGACACACCCGAGAGUUAAAAAUGAACAAAUGUUUGGAAAGAACACAUUUCAGAGAACAAAAAAAGCUUUGUUUGUUCUGAGCUCACUUAUUUCAGCCAGAGCCAUUCUGCUUGGCAUACAUAGGAAACAUCCAGAUUUUCACAUGUUCCAGUGCCCUUCCUUUUGCAACGUGGUCCAGCAUCUCUUCUCGCCUCUCAACAAGUUGGACCACAUUAAUGUUUUGACCACGACUCAGAACUGGAAUAGCAAGGUGUCUUAGGGUUUCUAUUGCUGUGGAAAGACACCAUGACCAUGGCAACUCUUAAAAGGAAGACAGUUAACUGGGGUGGCUCACUUUCAGUUGCAGAGGUUCAUCCCAUUAUCAUCAUGGUGUUGGGGGGCACGAUGGUGUGCAGGCAGACACGGUGCUGGCUACAUCCUGAUCAGAAGGCAACAGGAAGUAGACUGUGACUCUGAGCAAAGUCCAAGUCAAAGAAACCUCAAAGCCUGCCCCCCCCACCUUUCCUUCAACAAGACCACACCUCCCAAUGGCAUCACUCCCUAUGAGCUUCAUGGGGGCCAAUUACACUCAAACUACCACACAAGACACCUCGUUCGUAGCAAAAAAGUUUAACUUUUAAAAAAAGUUAAAUUUU